GACUGUUUCUUUGUUCAAGUAGAACAGCGAGAGAGACCAGAGUUGUGGGGGAAGCCAGUAGUACUUGCGUCGCAUGAUAGGGAAGGAGCACCAGGAAGGGUCGGAGUAGUAAGUUAUGAAGCAAGAAAUCUUGGUGUAAAACGAAAGAUGACGAUAGCACAAGCAAAAGCGAUAUGCCCUGAUUUGAAUGUAGAUGCCAGUGCUGAGAUAUUUGACGUAUUCAACAAUUUCGAUGAACGAAUCGUUGUCGAACGUGCUUCAAUUGACGAAGCAUUUUUGGAUAUGACGGAGUUGGUGAAUCAAACAAUCUUGGAAUUUGGUGCAGCUCAGCUUUUGCAAAAUGUGAGUUCAAGGUGUCACUUUGGUAGUAAUUCCAUGGAGCCGCUAGAGUUUACUCGCAAAUCUGACAAAAACAUCUUACGCCUUGCUGUAGCUGCCGAAUUUGUAGAGCGAUUGCGUGCCAGGAUACUUGAACGCACACAGUUCCACUGUUCGGGAGGAAUCGGAACAAACAAGGAAAACCCGCUUCAGAUGUUAGCCAAACUGAUUUGUGCUCGACAUAAGCCUCGAAGUCAAACUAUCAUUCCGUUUGAUUACGUGCCAGUCAUCUUCAGCCAAACACCAGUUGGUGAUGUACGUAUGUUGGGAGGGAAGUUGGGUCAAACAAUACAAAACUUACUGCGAGUAAAGGUAGAACUUCUUUUCAUUUCACUCAUUUCUGAAUUUCUCCUCCUUCCACAGACUAUGGGAGACCUGGCUGCGGUAGCUUUUAACUUUAUUGAAAAGCAUUUUGGAAAGAAAGCACAGUGGAUUUGCCAGCUGGCAAAAGGAAUUGACGAUGAGCCUGUAAAACGGCGAGACAACCAGCUCUCCAUUGGUGUUAGCAAGAGUUUUGUGGGCAACAAUGCGCUGACCACGGUUGUUGAAGUGCGCAGGUCUAUUGAUGAGUUAUGCAAAGAGUUAUGUGAAAGGCUUGUAGCUGACCAAGUUAAGAACAAAAGAACUGCAGAAAACGUAAUUUUUGGUAUAAUCAAUGAUUCAAGUGUACAUUCGUCAAAGACAAUAAAAAUCACAUCCUACAAUCCGCAAGCGGUCGCAGAUGCUGUAUGGAGAGCAGCCAAAACUUUCAACAAAGCUUCUGUUGGAAGCGACCAAUGGUAAGU
Molecule: messenger RNA, 1163 nt
Organism: Cylicostephanus goldi
Lineage: Eukaryota; Metazoa; Nematoda; Chromadorea; Rhabditida; Strongylidae
Source: the annotation of a GenBank genome assembly